Messenger RNA from Sarcophilus harrisii (Tasmanian devil), 1326 nucleotides. It is a transcript of the gene ARL4C, whose product is annotated as ADP ribosylation factor like GTPase 4C. Gene Ontology annotation, biological process: intracellular protein transport; endocytic recycling. NCBI's taxonomy places the organism in Eukaryota, Metazoa, Chordata, Mammalia, Dasyuromorphia, Dasyuridae. The record is from RefSeq and is a predicted model, not a curated record. Gene Ontology annotation, cellular component: cytoplasm. The coding region runs from base 495 to 1073 and encodes 192 amino acids. Gene Ontology annotation, molecular function: GTP binding; GTPase activity. The transcript has a single exon.
CCGCAGCUGCAGCCCCGUCCGCCGGCCCCGAGCAUCCGCCCCCUUCGCCCUUGCCGAGGAGCGCCUCCCUCCGCGCCCAGCGGACCCGCCCGGAGCAGCGCAGGCAGACAAAAGCCGCCGUCCCCGGGAGCGGCCGGAUGCCCGCGGAGUCCGGGCCGGGCUCGGGCGCCCCGGUGCCAGGGCGCUGCGGCGGGCCCUGAGCGCCCCGCCCCGCCCCCGAGCCUCCCCUCUCUGCCGCGGUUCCCGGAGAUGCCCGUGCGCCCCCCCGGGGCGAGGACCUGAGCGCUGACCCCCGGUCUCUCCCGGCGGGCGGGAGCCUGAGCGGGACCGCGAGGAGGAGGAGCGGGAGGGGGCCGCCCGGCCGCCCGCAGCUGGCCCGCCACGGGCUCGCCCCUCGGAGAGGGCACCCCCCCGCGCCUGCCCCCGGCCCCCGGCCCCCGGCGCCGUCCGAGGGCGCGCUGGCCGCCGCCGCCGCUGCGGACCUGGCCGGCGUCAUGGGAAACAUCUCGUCCAACAUCUCCGCCUUCCAGUCCCUGCACAUCGUGAUGCUGGGGCUCGACUCGGCGGGCAAGACCACGGUGCUCUACCGCCUCAAGUUCAACGAGUUCGUCAACACGGUGCCCACGAUCGGCUUCAACACGGAGAAGAUCAAGCUGAGCAACGGCACGGCCAAGGGCAUCAGCUGCCACUUCUGGGACGUGGGCGGCCAGGAGAAGCUGCGGCCGCUCUGGAAGUCGUACAGCCGCUGCACGGACGGCAUCAUCUACGUGGUGGACUCGGUGGACGUGGACCGGCUGGAGGAGGCCAAGACCGAGCUGCACAAGGUGACCAAGUUCGCCGAGAACCAGGGCACCCCGCUGCUCGUCAUCGCCAACAAGCAGGACCUGCCCAAGUCGCUGCCCGUGGCCGAGAUCGAGAAGCAGCUGGCCCUGCCCGAGCUCGUGCCGGCCACCACCUACCACGUCCAGCCCGCCUGCGCCAUCAUCGGCGAGGGCCUCACCGAGGGCAUGGACAAGCUCUACGAGAUGAUCCUCAAGCGCAGGAAGUCCCUCAAGCAGAAGAAGAAGCGGUAAAGGCGCGGCCCCCGAAGGACCCCGGGCCGCGGCCGCCCUGCCUUCUCCCCCUCCGGCCCGGCGCCCCCCCCCGCGCCCCUCCCCCGGCCCCCCCCCCCCCCCCCGCCGCGGACCCCAGAACCGUGAACCAAAGCGACGCGUCGAGCUUUCCAAGAGACCCGAACUCUGGCCGGCCCCAGGGAGCCCCGACUGGGACUCGGCGGCCGGGACAGGCCGGGCCGGGGGAGAGAGAGACCGGCCGUGGGAACGCCCA